Molecule: messenger RNA, 1002 nt
Organism: Entamoeba histolytica HM-1:IMSS
Lineage: Eukaryota; Evosea; Mastigamoebida; Endamoebidae
Product: protein kinase, putative
Exons: 4
Coding region: 1-1002 (333 amino acids)
Biological process (GO): protein phosphorylation
Cellular component (GO): nucleus
Molecular function (GO): ATP binding; protein kinase activity
Source: RefSeq, a predicted model, not a curated record
AUGUAUUACAGAGAAAUGGCAGAAAAAAACAACUGUAUCAACAAUCGUUAUAUUAUUAAUGAAUAUUUAGGUAGGGGAGGGUUUUCUAAAGUUAUGAAGUGUUAUGAUCAAUUGAGUGGUUGUCAAGUUGCACUUAAAAUGAUUUCAGAUAAAGGAUUUGAUGAUAGAAGAGAAAUAGAAAUAAUGAAAAUUCUUGCAUCUGCAACAGAUCCAAGAGCAAAUAUAGCAAUAAAAUACCUUGACUCAUUUACAUUUAAUAAAAGAGAUUAUAUGGUAAUAGAACUUGGUGGAAUUAAUUUAUAUGAUUUUCUUUAUGACAAUAGAGAAAUACCUUAUUCUUUGAGUUUUAUUAGAAGUGUUGCUCGUCAAACAGUUCAAUUUCUUUCAUAUCUUCAUUCUAGAGGAAUUAUUCAUUGUGAUAUAAAACCAGAAAAUAUAAUGUUAAAAAAAGAUGCUUAUGAAGUUGUAACAAUUACUGACGAUACUUGUGCAAAUCCUGAUAUUGUAAAAUACCAACAUACAAGAAUUCCAAUACAUGAUGAAAUAAAAGUAAUAGAUUUUGGAUUAGCUACUUUCUCUGAAAAUAGAUUGCAUUUUAGUACUGUUGGAACUCGUCCAUAUUGUUCACCUGAAAUGUUACUUCAAGAUGGGUGGUCAUAUGCAACUGAUCUUUGGAGUGUUGGUUGUACAUUAUUAGAAAUGUACAUUGGUUAUCAAAUUUUUACAGGAAAAAGUGAAAGAGAACAAUUAUUAAAAAUGGAAAUGGUAUUAGGAAAGUUUCCACAUAUAUUAUCUCAUGACAGUCAUUAUUUUUCUAAAUCAGGGUAUGUCAUUUGUGAAACACCUCAUAAUUUUGAUCCAUCACCACUUCAUAGACUUAUUGAUCAUUCAAGACAUCCUCAAUUUUUAGAUUUUUGUACUCAACUAUUAUGUCUUAAUCCUGAAAAGAGAAUAACUUGUACUAAUGCAUUGAAUCAUCCAUUUUUAAAUUAUAUUGAUUGA